AUGGGAGAUCCAUUACCAUUAAGACUAGCACUGCCUGAGCUGAGGUAUCCGAUUGGAUCAGAGCCAGAGAAGACGAUAUCGAUAAACCAACACUCGAUAGUUGCUUAUAUCAAAACUGUUAAGGAAAUUCUAGGAAAUGAUGAGUUCAACAGAAUAAGAGGGACGUUUUUGGGACCGGUGAUCAAGCUUGGAGAGAGGUCUUUGAAAUUAUCAGCUAAGAUAGUGCACGCAGUUCUCACCAAAAGCAUCAAGACAGUGAAGAGACACGAAGCAUGGUUCCAUUUUGGUGCUCAGCCAAUGAGGUUCUCUAUAAGAGAAUUCCACAUGGUGACUGGUUUGAAAUGUAGUGGUGAAGCAAGAGAACCACGAGAGGGGACCGAGAAAUUUAAGUGGGACUUCCUAAAAGGGCGUACUCAUACAGUAAAGGACGUGGAGAAGCAGCUCAGAAACACAAGAGAAGAUGCUUCUGAUGAGAGAUUCUGCCUUGCAAUGCUCCUCCUGAUUGAGAGCAUACUACUACAGAAGAGCCUUCUCGACGGUGGCACAACUUUUACUUUGGAUUAUGUGAAAAUAGCGCAGGAUAUGGAUGUCUUGAUGACAUACCCAUGGGGGAGAACAGCUUAUAAUUUGCUGUUAAAAUCACUUCAGAGAGCUGUCGACAAAAGCCUCGACAAAAACAAUUAUGAUUUGCAAGGGUUCCCUAUGGCAUUUCUUAUAUGGAUACUUGAGUCAGUACCUUUGCUACAGUAUGCAUUCAGUCAAGUUGUUCCUAUUCUGAGCGUUCAACCGUCUACCCCAAUAUUUUUGUGUGAGAAGUACCUUCAAAUAGCUUCUCCACAGCUGAUAGAUGUUCUCCUAAUUGAAAUCAAAGAUCAUCUUAAGGUCACAUGCAUCCUACCUCCUAUUUCUAAUGAUCCAGAAGCUGAUGUUUGCAUGGAAGACGAAGCUAAUAAAGAUCUGGAUGACAUGGCCGAUUUAUCCAAGAGAGGUUAUAAGUUUAAAAUUAGAGAUUGGCGAAACAUGUCAGUAGACCUAUACGGUGCUAAUGAAGAAAUAAGAAGAGCAUCUUUACUGUUUGGGAAUGGAGGGAUGAGUCAAGCUUCUACUUCGUAUCAGGAGGAGUCUUUGGAAUCAAAGAUCAACAGAAUCAGCGAGAUGGUGGGAGAUAAUUUAAGGAUCAUGAACGAUCGUUUGUGUUUGAUUGAAAAAGACAGGAAACAGAUUAAAGAACGUGUGACAAAACUAGAGAAACUACAAAGAGUUACUUCAUAUGGAACUCCAAACAAUGAGGUAACUUUUUUGGAAGAUGUUAUACAUAUUUAG
Molecule: messenger RNA, 1323 nt
Organism: Brassica napus (rape)
Lineage: Eukaryota; Viridiplantae; Streptophyta; Magnoliopsida; Brassicales; Brassicaceae
Exons: 2
Coding region: 1-1323 (440 amino acids)
Source: RefSeq, a predicted model, not a curated record